Messenger RNA from Prorocentrum cordatum, 350 nucleotides. Lineage: Eukaryota; Dinophyceae; Prorocentrales; Prorocentraceae. The record is from the annotation of a GenBank genome assembly.
GGCUACCCCGCGCAGCCGCCGUAUGGUGGCCCGAUGCAGUACCGGCCGCCGCCAGCGGGGCACGGCCAGCCCCCGCCCGGCUACGGCGGGCACCCGGAGGCGACCGGCCGGCGGCCGCGGAGGACGGGCCCGACCUACAAGUACGAUGGGAACAGCAGGAGCCGCGCGCCUCGUUCUCCGCCGUGCCCCCGCCGGCCAGCCUCGACGCCAGCUUCGGCAAGGGGCGCGGCAAGGGCAAGGGCAAGUGGGACGACGGCAACGUUAUCUCCGACGGUAUUCACAUCACCAAUUUGCCAGCAGAGUUGAACAGCUUGGACGCACUGCACCGGCACUUCCGGCGCUUCGGCGAG